Molecule: messenger RNA, 2179 nt
Organism: Kogia breviceps (pygmy sperm whale)
Lineage: Eukaryota; Metazoa; Chordata; Mammalia; Artiodactyla; Physeteridae
Source: RefSeq, a predicted model, not a curated record
UGGCCCCAGCACGGACCAGCCUCUGAAGUCACAUGGUCCUUUGAGGGUUUGGGAGACUCACAUCCUCCACACAGAGCCCACUCGCCUCCGGUGCUCAGCUUGACUCUGGACUCUAAUCCAAACAGUAAAGACAAAGGCCGAGGAGGAGAGGGGCGAUGCUGUCCCCCCACGGGGUCCUGUGGCUGUCUAAGCCCCAACUCCUUCUCAUCUCUGUCUGCAGAGGCUUGUUCAAACCCACAGAAAGAAAAGCACCUUCUGGGGGCUGUUGUUUUACCAACCAUGAGUGAGGCUCCAUGCUGUCCCACAGGAGCCGCCUUCCCACGGGAGCCAUGGGGCUGGGGCUCACUCCCAGGUUUAUUCGACUUAAGCAUUCUGGCUCUUUUCUAUCCUUUGCUGCCUCAGAAAGAGCCUGCCCUGCUCGGCUCUGCCCCAAACCCCAUGACCCAGCCCACACACAUCCCUUUGGACUGGCCUCGUGGUCAGAACCAGAAGUUGCUGGAACAGUGUUUGGGCUGCUGGGGGCCUGUGGGCUGCCUUCCACCUAAACCCUUGGCCUCUUCAAGACUGGCCAGGAGCCAGCACGAGGGUGAGUGUCCCAUGUUUCCCUUCCACUCCUCUGCCCUUUCUAGACUGGGUCCAUUAGGUAAAGCUGUCUUUUGGCCCCCUUUUCAGGGGUGGAGUUUAGAGGGCAGGUCAGGAGCCAGGAUUACAGCUCAAAAAACAAAAAAGAAAACUAUUGCACCCUUGUGUCUAGUUUCAGUCUUCUAUUUUCUACACACUAAACCCACAUCUUAGGUUUUUAGGCUGGUCUAAGCUUGAUUCCAGCUGGGCACUGAGCAGGGUAGCACAGAGGGGCCCUCCCACCCCAAACUUCACCCCUUCCUUCCUGGACAACAGCCAAGUCCCAGUGCUGGCUCCAGAUCCCUCCCACUUUGGACCUACAAGACCUUCAGCUCAGAGAGCAGUUCUGCCCUCACCAUACCACACCCGUUCUAAGCUGCAGUAAGCAUAAAUCACGAGGCCAAGAUCCAGAGAAGUCAGCAAGAAUUCAACAGCUGGCACCACUGUGAUAUUGUUAAGGGAAGGAAGCUACACUCUGGCCCCUGACGUGGCAGCAUGGAGCUGGUCGAGGACAUCUCCCGCCCGCCACUGGAGUACAUGAGGGGGAUCCCUCUCAUCAAGUACUUUGCAGAGGGACUGGGGCCACUGCAGAGCUUCCAAGCCUGGCCCAAUGACCUGCUCAUCAGCACCUACCCCAAAUCUGGCACCACCUGGGUAAGCGAGAUCCUGGACCUGAUCUACCAGGGUGGCGACCUGGAGAAGUGUCAAAGAGCCCCCAUCUUCGUCCGGGUCCCCUUCCUUGAGUUCAGGGUCCCUGGGGUUCCCCCAGGUGUUGAGCUUCUGGAAGAUACACCAGCCCCACGGCUGAUCAAGACACACUUGCCCCUGGCUCUGCUUCCACCGACCCUGCUGGAUCAGAAGGUCAAGGUGGUCUACGUUGCCCGCAAUGCAAAGGAUGUGGCCGUCUCCUAUUACCACUUCUACCGCAUGGCCAAGGUGCACCCUGACCCUGGCACCUGGGACAGCUUCCUGGAGAAGUUCAUGGCUGGGGAAGUGUCCUAUGGGUCCUGGUACCAGCACGUGCAGGAGUGGUGGGAGCUGAGUCACACCCACCCUGUUCUCUACCUCUUCUAUGAGGACAUAAAGCAGAACCCCAAAAGGGAGAUUCAGAAGAUCCUGGAGUUUGUGGGGCGCUCUCUGCCAGAGGAGACCGUGGAUCACAUCGUCCAGCACACGUCUUUCAAGGAGAUGAAGAAGAACCCCAUGACCAACUACACCACCAUACCCACCAACGUCAUGGACCACAGCGUCUCUGCCUUUAUGAGGAAAGGCGUCACUGGGGACUGGAAAUCCACCUUCACUGUGGCCCAGAAUGAGCGCUUUGAAGCCGACUACGCUGUGAAGAUGGCAGGCUGCAACCUCCACUUCCGCUGGGAGCUGAGUGCUGCCCAUCAGGAUGGGCGUGAGACAGGCCUCAACAAUAAAAUCUGAUGUGUGUUAAACAGCCUCUGCUGGAAGCAAAGAACCAACCUGAGCUAAAAGGGUAAAUGCCCACUGGGACCAAACGAGGCCAUCUUCCCUGCUGGCCUCCAGCUCACCUUAGUGGGGAGGGAAAGAA